AUGAAGACCAUUCUCAGCAACCAGACGGUCAACAUUCCCCAGAACGUUGACAUCACCCUGAAGGGACGCACUGUCAUUGUGAAGGGCCCCCGAGGAACCCCGCGGAGGGACUUCAACCACAUCAAUGUGGAGCUCAGCCUCCUUGAGAAGAAGAAGAAGAGGCUGCAGGUUGACAAAUGGUGGGGAAACAGAAAGGAGCUGGCAACCAUUCGCACUAUCUAUAGUCACGUCCAGAACAUGAUCAAGGGUGUUACAUUGGGCUUCCGCUACAAGAAGAGGUCUGUGUAUCCUCAUUUCCCCAUCAACGUCGUUAUUCAGGAGAAUGGGUCUCUUGUUGAAAUCCAAAAUUUCUUGGGUGAAAAAUACAUCCGGAGGGUUCGAAUGAGACCAGGUGUUGCUUGCUCAGUACCUCAAGCCCAGAAAGACGAGUUGAUCCUUGAAGGCAAUGAUAUUGGACUUGUUUCAAAUUCAGCUGCUUUGAUAUGGCAAGCCACGACAGUUAAAAAUAAGGCUAUAAGAAAAUUCUUGGAUGGUAUCUAUGUCUCUGAGAAGGGUCCAGUUCCGCAGUAUAAGGAUAUUCUAGGAUUAAACAAAGUAAAGAUGAACACUGCCUCUGGCCUCGCUCUGCAGCACAUAGACCUUUUCACCCAGCAAACUCGCAAACUCAUGAUGGUGCCAGUUCCUGUGAUACAAAACAAUGGCAAAAGAUCAGCAUUUAGUGGUGAAGGUCAAGGGUUUGGUUUUACACUUAUUGAGUCUGAGAUGUCUUUGAUGCUUCUCAGAGAUCAUUUAAGGCAGUAA
Tupaia belangeri chinensis (Chinese tree shrew) is the source of this 801-nucleotide messenger RNA. Its product is annotated as 60S ribosomal protein L9. The record is from RefSeq and is a predicted model, not a curated record. Gene Ontology annotation, cellular component: ribosome; cytosolic large ribosomal subunit. Gene Ontology annotation, biological process: cytoplasmic translation. Gene Ontology annotation, molecular function: rRNA binding; structural constituent of ribosome. The transcript has 3 exons. Lineage: Eukaryota; Metazoa; Chordata; Mammalia; Scandentia; Tupaiidae. Bases 1 to 801 code for a protein of 266 amino acids.